GAUUGCAGACCGAAAAAUACAAGAAACUUUUGCGGUUUAAAAGCAAACUUCACUUGGAACGAAAAUUCCAAAAGGCAAACCUCAAUUCACUACUCGAGUCUUGAUCAAAUAUGGCAGCAGCAACCCAAAUCCCGGAAGUGGUGCUCGGCUCCUCCGCCGGCCCCAAGAGCAUGCCCGUCCUCGCCUUCGGCACAGCGGCCGACAACAUACAGCCUGACGCGUUGAAAACGGCGGUGAUUGAGGCCAUCAAGCUAGGCUACAGGCAUUUUGAUACAGCUUCCAUAUAUGGCUCCGAGCAGACUCUUGGUGACGCCAUUAAAGAAGCUUUAGAACUUGGCCUUGUUGAUUCCAGAGACAAACUCUUCAUCACUUCAAAGCUGUGGAGUAAUGAUGCUCACCCUGAUCUCGUCCUUCCAGCUCUCAAGAAAUCACUUCAGAAUCUUCAACUGGAGUACCUUGACUUGUAUCUGAUUCACUGGCCUAUCAGUGCCAAGCCAGGAAAAUUGGUGUACCCAUUAGUUGACCUUAUGCCCAUGGACUUCAAAGGGGUGUGGGCAGCCAUGGAAGAAUCUCAAAGACUUGGCCUCACCAAAUCCAUUGGAGUUAGCAACUUCUCUAGCAAAAAGAUUGAAACUUUACUCUCUUUUGCUUCCAUUCCUCCCUCUGUAAAUCAAGUCGAGAUGAGUCCAUUCUGGCAACAGAAGAAGCUGAGAGACUUCUGCAAGGCCAAUGGUAUAGUUGUGACUGCAUUCUCUCCUUUGGGUGGAAUUGGUUCCAGUUGGGGCACCAAUCAUGUUUUGGAAAGCAAAGUGCUUCAGGAUAUAGCAGAGGCUCGGGGAAAGACUAUUGCUCAGGUUUGCAUUAGAUGGGUAUAUCAGGUAGGGACAACUGUAGCUGUGAAGAGCUACAACAAGGAGAGGUUGAAGCAGAAUCUGCAUGUGUUUGACUGGGAGCUAUCAGAAGAUGAUCUUGCCAAGAUCAAUCAAAUCCCACAGAAGAAGAUGAUGCGUAGAGAAGAACUGGUUUCAGCUGAUGGAUCAUCUCCGUACAACUCUGUUGAAGAAUUAUGGGAUGGAGAGAUUUAAGCCCUUCUUACCUUUUUGUGUUUGUGUGCAUCAAAUAAAGGCGCCAGCGUGUGGAUGUGGCUAAGGACUGGUUUGGUAUUGCUGUGUAUUGAAAAAAAAGCUGCUUCUACUGUGCUGUGAGAAUAAGCAGCUGUGAAAUAAAGCAGCAAAGUGUUUGGUAAA
Molecule: messenger RNA, 1247 nt
Organism: Pyrus x bretschneideri (Chinese white pear)
Lineage: Eukaryota; Viridiplantae; Streptophyta; Magnoliopsida; Rosales; Rosaceae
Product: non-functional NADPH-dependent codeinone reductase 2
Exons: 4
Coding region: 111-1085 (324 amino acids)
Cellular component (GO): cytosol
Molecular function (GO): aldose reductase (NADPH) activity
Source: RefSeq, a predicted model, not a curated record